AACUACUAUUGUUAUUUCAUGCCAUGCCACAGCCUGACGAAUUCUAGAGGAAUCUAAUCUAAUUCCGCCGCCAAACUGUAACUAACUAGUUACAUAACAACGCCAAACAAAAGGUGAAGAAAAAUUAAAAUAAACCCACCUUUCCAAAGGGAUGUUUUGGCCCCCCUAACUAAGAUCUUUCCAAGGAGAGUCGUAGCUGAACAAGACUUUUCUCCCUUUCCUGACCUCUUUAUUUCUUUGUGAUUUCUACGCAUAUGCCGCGCGGCGGAACAUGCCUUUGCUUUUUUUUUUCUUUUUCCGCUUUAUAUGCAGGCGGUGCGUCGAACCUCUGGCCCGGUCCUGAACGGCGACGCGACAGGAAAAAAAAAAGGGGGGGUCCCAUUGCAAGGCCAACAACGUUCAGAGCGCCCUACGCCGGCCAGCCACAAAAAGGUUAAUUUUGCUGCUAGCGGGGAAUGCGCUGUCGGUUUGGUUUAGGGAUCGCAGACCCUGAAUAAUAAGGACGACAGCCCCGGCAAUUAUUAGUGCAGUGGUUAUUAACUGCGUAGGCCCUUUCUUCGGGGCGACCCUUGCUUAGACUAGACUGCUCAAGGGAAAGGGUGGUGGUCCGGUCCCCUACCUUACCCCUACCGCCGGUUUUCCUUUUUUUUUCUUUCUUUUUUCUUCCUCUGCAGGUUAACUAUUUGUCCGAGUAUUUAAUAAAUAGAUCGCCUGUGCCGGCCCUUUUAGAUCUUGCUUGGGGAGGAAAGGAAAGGGUUUGCUUUCUCUUCUCUCUCGUUUUUAUAUAUAUAUAUAUAUUACUGGUAGAGAGCAGCUUGUGGGAGCUUGUGACCUACGCCUACUUCUCCUCCACUUCUUCCUCCUCCUCCUCUCAUUUAUUGAAAGGACUGAGGGCCGUAGGUUGUUCCCGGUCGUCGUUGUUUAUAACGAGGGAAUAUGCGGGGUUGGAAUUGGAAUUGAAUUUUGAAAUCGAAUCCACUCUUCCUUUUUUUUUAAAAAAAAUAUAUACAUAGCGUAUAGACUCGGUGUUGUUUUUAUAUAUAUCCGGGACCUACUCCGUUGCUUUUUUGCGCAGUCGUCAGUCGCUUGUAUUACACAUAUACCCCGUUGAACCUUCCUUACCUGAGUGGUACUAUAAGCCUGAGAAGAAUUGAUUGAGCAAGCGCGAUCCAUCCCCUGCCGCCUCCCAGCUUUAGUUCCUGCUCCCGUCAGCAGCAGAACACACUGUGCCUCGAUCCUGGUAGUCUAUCAACCGACAACCGACACAUGGCUGUGGACGAGGAAAAGGUCCCCGCUAAGACGACGGCGACGACGGUGCUGGUAGCGACAGGUGAUAGUAAUGAUGGUAUUAUCGUUAGCAAUAAUAGUCUCACCAAUAUCAAUGAUACCAGCGACGACGGCAACGAUGGCGUUUACGAGGUCGACAAUGCCGAUCCUGCCGAACUGACCUUGCUGCAGUCUAUCAAACGAUUCCCUAGAGUCGUCGGAUAUGUCUUUGCCGCAUGCCCUGGUAUAUUGCUAUAUGGAUUCGACAUGGUCAUCGUCAGCACUCUGACUGCAAUGCCUGAGUUCCAGUGAGUAGUUUGGUAUUCUUCUUCACCACCACCCCCUCUUUCUUUUCCUAUUGCCAUCCAUCCCCCUUUAGCUCAACAAACGCACAAAACUCCUCUCAAAACUAUCCGUGUCUCGAUCAAAAGCCAACUUUCUCCCUUUCUCCCUUUCUCCCUUCUCUUCACAACAGACGCGACUUUGGUGAAGUACUCCGAGGAAAGCCCAUUAUCCCCUCCGCAUGGUUGGGAGUAUGGACCGCCGCACCAUCCAUAGGCAACAUUGCUGGCGCAGCCGUCGCCGGCUGGGUAUGCGAUCGCUUCGGCCGCCGUUUUUCGCUCAUGCUGGGCGCCCUGAUAUCCGCCAUUGGCAUCGCCAUUUGUUUUGCAUCCGCCUUCGCGGCCGGCAUCGACGCCCGUCGGGGCAUAUUCUUGGUGGGCAAGCUUGUGGAGGGCUUCGCGGCGGGACAGGUGGUCUGUACCGUGCAGAUAUACACCUCUGAAAUCGUGACGCGAGCGCUGCGGGGUUCCAGUCAGGCGCUGCUACCCGUGAUGACGAUGACGGGGCAACUUAUCGGGGCGUUGGUUGUGUUUGCUUGCUUGUCUGUCAAGGGGCGGGACGGGUAUUUGAUUGCCGUGGCGUCGCAGUGGUUGUUUUCUGUAAUAUUGCUUUUUAUUACGAUUUUCAUUCCUGAGAGCCCGCCGCAUCUUAUCCGUGUGGGUAAGAUAGAUCAAGCGCGCAAGGCGCAGCGACGUCUUCAUCGGAAAGAAGUUGAUACAGAUAAGAUGGUGGAUAAGCUUGUUGAGAUUUUGGAGCAGGAGCGGGAGAUGAUGAAGAGGCUGGGUUCGCAGGUGCGGUUCAUCGAUUGCUUUAGAGGGAUUGAUCUGCGGAGAACCAUUAUUGUGCUGGUGUGCCAUAUGAUGCCGCAGAACUUCGGACUGGGCUUGCUCUCGACUGCCAGCUACUUUGCGCAGACUGUUGGCAUCCCCCCUUUCUUGAGUGUUCUGUUGUUGGAGAUUGGUAUUGCGGUGGGCCUGGUCGCGAAUAUCAUAUCUGUGUGGACAUUAUCUGUUGCGAAGCGGAGGCCGCUUAUGCUGUGGACGCUUGGUCUCACUGGGUUGUUUUGGGGCGCAAUAGGGAUUUCGGGAUGUUUUGAUAGCCCGGUGACGAAAUGGAUCACUGCCGCAGGUAUGAUCGUCAUCAUUUUUGUCUGUGGAAACGGAAUCUGGCCCGUCUCUGUCCUUGCCACGGCAGAGACAUCCUCCCUUCGACUCCGUGGUCGGACGCAAGCUGUCGGCUGGGCCAUGCACGGCAUAUAUGCAUGCAUCUUUGCAGUUGUAUUGCCAUACAUUUACAACACCGACAAAGGUAAUCUUGGAGCUAAAACCGGGUUUGUAUUUUUUGGUCUAUCUGUCCUGAGCUGCGGUUUGAUUUGGAUGCUUGUGCCAGAGAUGGGCGGAAGGUCUCCCGCGGAAUUGGAUCUGCUUUUUGAGCAUAAUGUCCCCACGAGGGAUUUCUUGAAGUGGUCGGCUGAGAAGAGUAGUCGGAAAGGUCCGGAUGCUGUUGCUUCUGCUGCUGCUUCUGCUGCUGCAGUGAGCGAUGAUGAGAAGAACAAGAGGAGUUCUGAGCAUGUUGAGAUAGUGAGUGGGUAGGCGGUCCAUUUUUGAUUUUUGUUGGGUUUAACCCUUUUCUUUUCGUUUUUUCUUUUCUUGAGAUGGGUAGGGCAAGUUGAUUGGGUUAGUUAUAAGGGAUAUAGAUGCCCCGAUUUUGCAUGUUGCUGUUUUUCCUGAUGUAGAUAUCAGUCUUGGCCACUUUUUGAGGCUAUCGCAGACAUCCACGGGAGACAAUUUUAAACGCGCGCGCCAGCAUCGCAAUAUGUGUGUGGAAAACUGAUCAAAACGACGUAAAGAUGUAGAAAACUAGUAGCUAGAUCUUGAAUAUGGAUCCUAUUAUUUGGAAUUGGCAUGAUCAGCAUCUCCCCGUGAGGUUCUGGAGUGAAUGUGGGAUGCAGCUUGGACUGACUUGUUGGCUUUAGCGCGCGGCAAUUAUCCGUAUGUGUGUGGUGGAUACGAG
Messenger RNA from Blastomyces dermatitidis ER-3, 3621 nucleotides. RefSeq names its product maltose permease, variant. NCBI's taxonomy places the organism in Eukaryota, Fungi, Ascomycota, Eurotiomycetes, Onygenales, Ajellomycetaceae. The transcript is spliced from 2 exons. Gene Ontology annotation, biological process: carbohydrate transport; transmembrane transport. Gene Ontology annotation, cellular component: membrane. The coding region runs from base 1890 to 3200 and encodes 436 amino acids. Gene Ontology annotation, molecular function: carbohydrate:proton symporter activity. The record is from RefSeq and is a predicted model, not a curated record.